Plasmodium gaboni is the source of this 1545-nucleotide messenger RNA. Its product is annotated as putative transporter. The record is from RefSeq and is a predicted model, not a curated record. Gene Ontology annotation, molecular function: transmembrane transporter activity. The coding region runs from base 1 to 1545 and encodes 514 amino acids. Gene Ontology annotation, biological process: transmembrane transport. Lineage: Eukaryota; Apicomplexa; Aconoidasida; Haemosporida; Plasmodiidae. The transcript has a single exon.
AUGUCGUCAGAUAUGUCAAAGGAAAACAUUUCACAACUAAAGUAUGAAGGAGAAUCAGGGAAGGAUCUAAAAAUUAAUAAGUGGAUUGUAUUAGUUUUAUAUUCCAUAGUAUCUUCACUUGCUACAUUUGUUCAUGCUGGAUUUAGUGGAUGGCAACCUAUAAUAUACAAGACGGGUGCUUUUUCUGAAUUAUGUAAGGAAGGUGAUGAAGUGCAAAUAUUUAAAGUAGAUGAGAAUAUAUCAUAUAAUUCAUGUGGUAAUAGAGAUGCAGCUAUAAAUAAUUUAUUUACAUUAUCAUUCUUUUUACAUUUUUUCUUAUCAUCAAUGAGUGGAUUUAUUUUAGAUACAUUUGGAGAGAAAGUAUGUUUCUUAUGUGGACAAAUUAUAUUAGCUUUAGCUUUUUUUUCAUUAGCAGUAUUAAAAUUUUCAUACGUAUGGUAUAUAUUCUUUUUCUUAUUGGGUGUAUCAGCUGAUUUGUCGUUUAUACCUUUGUUAAAAAUAUCUAAAUAUUUCCCAGGACAAGAAUCAUUAAUAUUUGGAAUUUUAGGCUCAGCUAGAUCUACUGGUUUUGCUGUAGGUUUAUUAUUAAAAAUUGCUUUCUUUUAUUUAUUUAAAUUUGGUGAUAAUGAGUUUUAUAUAUUAUGUGUAAUUUAUUUAUGCACAUGUAUAUUAUUCUCAUUUCUUGUGGGUAUAUUUAUUAUGCCUGGUAAAAGUACUAAUAUUAAAUUAUCAAUACAAGGGCAAGAUAAUAUACAAAUUAAUAGUGAGCGUGCUACUGGAUCAUCAAUGACAGAUAAAAAUAAAAAUAAUAUGAACAAUAAUAAUAAUAAUAAUAAUGGUAUAUAUGAAGAAAUGGAAAACUUAGAAAGUGGUAGAAGAUCAUCAGUUAAUAUGUCAGAAAGAAAUAUUUCAUCUAAACAACAAGUUAAUAAUACAUCUCUUUUUGAUUAUAUAAAAUCAUUAUGGGCACAUCCACAAAAAUGGGAAUAUUUAAUAACAGUUUUUAUAUGUAGUUCAAGUAUGAUCAGAUUUGAUUAUUUUAUUAAAACAAAUAGAUCUUUCUUUAUGACUACUGCAUAUGAUCUAACAACAGUAUUUUCAUUAUCAACAGUUUUAUCAUUCUUGCCAUCACCACUCUUUGGAUAUAUAAGUGGAAAAUUAGGUUCUAUAUAUGGAAUAUUAAUUAAUAAUUUAUUUAUAUUAUUAACAUAUGUAUGUGUUUUAUUUAAUCCUAUAUUAUUCAAAUAUAUGGCUAUAUUCUUAUUCUUCUUCUUCAUAUCAUUUGCCUUUUCAUGUUUCUACUGUUAUGUUGAUGAAAAAUAUUCAAAAGAACAUUUUGGAAAAUUAUGUGGUAUUAUGUUUGCUGUAAGUGCAAUAUGUUUGAGUAUCAAUUUUUAUUUGACAUACCUAACAGAUGUUGUAUAUGCUAAACUAGGAGAAAACAAACACUUGCCAGUCACAUACGGAUUGAAUGUCUUGGGUCUUGUUUCUUUGAUGGGAUGUAUAUAUUUGAAGGUCUCAGAAAAGAAAAAGGCAAAAAAUUAA